UGAUCACGUGAAGUGGGCGGGACUUAUCCGCUGCAGGUGACUUCAGAACGAAUCCCUUUAAACGAAACUUUUUUUCAAUUAAAGAAAAAUGUUACACAAAAUUAUUAAUUUGACAGUGACAGAUGUACGUUUUCCGACGUCUUUGGAGCAGCACGGCUCAGACGCGAUGCACACAGACCCGGAUUACUCAGCCGCAUAUGUGGUUCUGGAUACAGACAGCGGACUGAAAGGGUUCGGACUCACGUUCACUUUGGGGAAAGGAACCGAAAUCGUGGUGUGUGCCAUCCAAGCCCUAGCAGGACUGGUUGUUGGGAAAUCUUUGCAGGAGAUUGUGAGCAAUUUUCGAGGGUUUUACCGCCUGCUGACCAGUGAUGGUCAGAUGAGAUGGUUGGGUCCAGAGAAAGGCGUGAUCCACUUGGCUACUGCUGCGGUCUUGAAUGCUGUGUGGGACCUGUGGGCUCGAGCGGAGGGCAAGCCGCUAUGGAAGCUGCUUGUCGACAUGGAUCCAAAGCUGAUUGUCUCGUGCAUUGACUUCAGAUACAUCACUGAUGUUCUGACAGAGGAGGAAGCUCUGGGUGAGACGUGUUUGUGUCUUCGUUUUAGAAAAGAAAAUGACAUGCUUCUGAUGGAGGUAUUAUCAAACCAGCAGACCUGCUUUGCUUCUAUUUCUUAUUCAGACAUCCUCAUGAAAGCACAAGAGAACAAACAGCMGAGAGAGGAUCAGAUGAUGAAGGAGGGUUAUCCUGCGUACACCACCUCCUGUGCUUGGCUCGGGUACUCAGACCAGCUACUCAAACAGCUUUGUACCGAUGCACUCAAAGAUGGCUGGACGAAGUUUAAGGUGAAAGUUGGUGCUGACCUAGAUGAUGAUAUACGCAGGUGUAGUCUCAUCAGACAAAUGAUUGGACCCAGUAACACGUUGAUGAUUGAUGCCAACCAGAGAUGGGACGUAGCUGAGGCCAUCAGCUGGGUGUCCAGACUGGCUGAAGUCAAACCUCUUUGGAUUGAGGAGCCCACGUCUCCAGACGACAUCCUGGGUCACGCUGCAAUUUCUAAGGCUUUGGCUCCACUCGGGAUCGGAGUGGCUACAGGGGAGCAGUGCCACAACAGGGUGAUGUUCAAGCAGCUCCUCCAGGCUUCAGCGCUUCAGUUUGUUCAGAUAGACAGCUGCAGGCUGGGCAGCGUCAACGAGAACCUGGCUGUGCUGCUCAUGGCCCACAAGUUCAAAGUUCCUGUGUGUCCUCAUGCCGGAGGAGUCGGUCUGUGUGAGCUCGUCCAGCAUCUUAUUCUGUUCGACUACAUCUGUGUGUCAGCGGAUCUCAACGACCGAAUGUGUGAGUAUGUGGACCACCUCCAUGAACAUUUCGUUAGUCCUGCGCUGAUACAGAACGCCUGCUACAUGCCUCCGAAGGAUCCAGGUUAUUCUUGUGAGAUGCUCGAGUCGUCGGUGAAGAACCAUCAGUACCCUGAAGGAGACAUUUGGAAACAGCAAAGGAAGAAAUGAGGACUGAAAACGUUUGACACUGUGAUAUCAAACCCUUUGUAUUAGAGUCAGAAACACUUCUACAUGAAAUCAGUAACAAUUUGUCUUUUUAA
Molecule: messenger RNA, 1596 nt
Organism: Austrofundulus limnaeus
Lineage: Eukaryota; Metazoa; Chordata; Actinopteri; Cyprinodontiformes; Rivulidae
Gene: enosf1
Product: enolase superfamily member 1
Exons: 14
Coding region: 89-1504 (471 amino acids)
Biological process (GO): amino acid catabolic process; carbohydrate catabolic process
Molecular function (GO): L-fuconate dehydratase activity; magnesium ion binding
Source: RefSeq, a predicted model, not a curated record